Molecule: messenger RNA, 573 nt
Organism: Neoarthrinium moseri
Lineage: Eukaryota; Fungi; Ascomycota; Sordariomycetes; Amphisphaeriales; Apiosporaceae
Exons: 1
Coding region: 1-573 (190 amino acids)
Source: RefSeq, a predicted model, not a curated record
AUGGCUCCCGUCACGUUCCAUGAGACCACCAUUGGAACUUUCUCCAAGAUCCUGGCCGUCCUCCUUCGCAUCCUAGAUGCGGCAUCACCCCACCCCGAUGUCGAUAGUUUCCUGGACCUGCGCCUUACACCGGACAUGCUGCCGCUCGGGGCCCAGGCCCGAAUCGUCACGGUGGCGCCUAUCAAUCUCGUCGAGCGCCUGACGGGCAAGCAACUCGUGACUUGGAACGAGAAACGCACCAUGUGGGGCGAGCAGGAGAAGGUCUGGUCGGAGCUGAUAGCAAGGGUCAAAAUGACGCUGGAAAUCCUCAAGGCGGUAGACCUUGUCGAGGUCGAGGCCAAGGCCGACAAAACUAAGCUCAGCCUGAUCGUCGGCCCGGAAGAUGCCGGCGCGUCAUCCUUCAUGGAAGUCCCAGCAAUCGACUGCAUGCUGGCUAAUGGACUGCCGAAUACUUACUUCCACCUCUAUAUGGUUUACUCACUGCUGCGGUCCAACGGAGUAGACAUCGGCAAGAGGGAUGUGUUGAUACCCUUUCUUCCCAGUUAUAUCCUAGAAGGGUACCAAGAGCCUUAA